UCCAGCCUGGGCGGAGCCGGAGUUGCGAGCCGCUGCCUAGAGGCCGUGGAGCUCACAGCUAUGGGCUGGAGGCCCCGGAGAGCUCGGGGGACCCUGUUGCUGCUGCUGCUGCUACUGCUGCUGCUCUGGCCAGUGCCAAGCGCCGGGGUGCUUCAAGGACAUAUCCCUGGGCAGCCAGUCACCCCGCACUGGGUCCUGGAUGGACAACCCUGGCGCGCCGUCAGCCUGGAGGAGCCGGUCUCGAAGCCAGACAUGGGGCUGGUGGCCCUGGAGGCUGAAGGCCAGGAGCUCCUGCUUGAGCUGGAGAAGAACCACAUUUAGGGAGGAAGGCUGGGAGACAUCCUGGAGGAGGCAGGAGGAAGCUGAAUUCAGUGUUCCCUGUAACACCCACUCUCAGCAGGCUGCUGGCCCCAGGAUACAUAGAAACCCACUACGGCCCAGAUGGGCAGCCAGUGGUGCUGGCCCCCAGCCACACGGUGAGAUGCUUCCAUGGGCUCUGGGAUGCACCCCCAGAGGAUCAUUGCCACUACCAAGGGCGAGUAAGGGGCUUCCCCGACUCCUGGGUAGUCCUCUGCACCUGCUCUGGGAUGAGUGGCCUGAUCACCCUCAGCAGGAAUGCCAGCUAUUAUCUGCGUCCCUGGCCACCCCGGGGCUCCAAGGACUUCUCAACCCACAAGAUCUUUCGGAUGGAGCAGCUGCUCACCUGGAAAGGAGCCUGUGGCCACAGGGAUCCUGGGAACAAAGCGGGCAUGACCAGCCUUCCUGGUGGUCCCCAGAUCAGGGUCAGGGGCAUGGAGCGGAUGGGAGUGGGAAUGCUGUAUCUAUAGCCCACCAAUCAGAAGAGACAGGAAUUCACAGGCCUCGAGUCCCAGUAUUUUUAUUGGAGUCUGAAGAAACAAGUUCCAGAAAACAUGUUAAACUUCCUUCUGGGAGCUGGGGUUGGUGGUCAGGGCUCAAGCCCAGCAGCUUCCACUCAGGGUCCCCAUUUGCACCUCCGCAGGACAGGCGAGAAGCGCGCAGGACCCGGAAGUACCUGGAACUGUACAUUGUGGCAGACCACACCCUGUUCUUGACUCGGCACCGAAACUUGAACCACACCAAACAGCGUCUCCUGGAAGUCGCCAACUACGUGGACCAGCUUCUCAGGACCCUGGACAUUCAGGUGGUGCUGACCGGCCUGGAAGUGUGGACCGAGCGGGACCGCAGCCGCGUCACGCAGGACGCCAACGCCACGCUCUGGGCCUUCCUGCAGUGGCGCCGGGGGCUGUGGGCGCAGCGGCCCCACGACUCCGCGCAGCUGCUCACGGGCCGCGCCUUCCAGGGCGCCACAGUGGGCCUGGCGCCCGUCGAGGGCAUGUGCCGCGCCGAGAGCUCGGGAGGCGUGAGCACGGACCACUCGGAGCUCCCCAUUGGCGCCGCAGCCACCAUGGCCCAUGAGAUCGGCCACAGCCUCGGCCUCAGCCACGACCCCGACGGCUGCUGCGUGGAGGCUGCGGCCGAGUCCGGAGGCUGCGUCAUGGCUGCGGCCACCGGGCACCCGUUUCCGCGCGUGUUCAGCGCCUGCAGCCGCCGCCAGCUGCGCGCCUUCUUCCGCAAGGGGGGCGGCGCUUGCCUCUCCAAUGCCCCGGACCCCGGACUCCCGGUGCCGCCGGCGCUCUGCGGGAACGGCUUCGUGGAAGCGGGCGAGGAGUGUGACUGCGGCUCUGGCCAGGUUAAGUCGGCUCGCCCGGCCCCCACUUGCCCUCUCCGCUCAGGUCUGGGGCGCUGCGCCGUCACCUGGUCCCUUCUUGCUUUUCUGGUCCCAGGAGUGCCGCGACCUCUGCUGCUUUGCUCACAACUGCUCGCUGCGCCCGGGGGCCCAGUGCGCCCACGGGGACUGCUGCGUGCACUGCCUGGUUUCCCCGUUGGGUGCUGGGCUUGGGUAGGCCUGGCUCCCCCAGCUCCGAGCCGCGCUCUCGACAUGGACCUCUCACUGCACGUGGCCUCUCUCUGCCUUCCCCACCACCCGUCACCUGCGCAGCUGAAGCCGGCUGGAGCGCUGUGCCGCCAGGCCAUGGGUGACUGUGACCUCCCUGAGUUUUGCACGGGCACCUCCUCCCACUGUCCCCCAGACGUUUACCUACUGGACGGCUCACCCUGUGCCAGGGGCAGUGGCUACUGCUGGGAUGGCGCAUGUCCCACGCUGGAGCAGCAGUGCCAGCAGCUCUGGGGGCCUGGCUCCCAUCCAGCUCCCGAGGCCUGUUUCCAGGUGGUGAACUCUGCGGGAGAUGCUCAUGGAAACUGCGGCCAGGACAGUGAGGGCCACUUCCUGCCCUGUGCAGGGAGGGAUGCCCUGUGUGGGAAGCUGCAGUGCCAGGGUGGAAAGCCCAGCCUGCUCGCACCGCACAUGGUGCCAGUGGACUCUACCGUUCACCUAGAUGGCCACGAAGUGACCUGUCGGGGAGCCUUGGCACUCCCCAGUGCCCAGCUGGACCUGCUUGGCCUGGGCCUGGUAGAGCCAGGCACCCAGUGUGGACCUAGAAUGGUGUGCCAGAGCAGGCGCUGCAGGAAGAAUGCCUUCCAGGAGCUUCAGCGCUGCCUGACUGCCUGCCACAGCCACGGGGUUUGCAAUAGCAACCAUAACUGCCACUGUGCUCCAGGCUGGGCUCCACCCUUCUGUGACAAGCCAGGCUUUGGUGGCAGCAUGGACAGUGGCCCUGUGCAGGCUGAAAACCAUGACACCUUCCUGCUGGCCAUGCUCCUCAGCGUCCUGCUGCCUCUGCUCCCAGGGGCCGGCCUGGCCUGGUGUUGCUACCGACUCCCAGGAGCCCAUCUGCAGCGAUGCAGCUGGGGCUGCAGGAGGGACCCUGCGUGCAGUGGCCCCAAAGAUGGCCCACACAGGGACCACCCCCUGGGCGGCGUUCACCCCAUGGAGUUGGGCCCCACAGCCACUGGAAAGCCCUGGCCCCUGGACCCUGAGAACUCUCAUGAGCCCAGCAGCCACCCUGAGAAGCCUCUGCCCGCAGUCUCGCCUGACCCCCAAGCAGAUCAAGUCCAGAUGCCAAGAUCCUGCCUCUGGUGAGAGGUAGCUCCUAAAAUGAACGGAUUUAAAGACAGGUGGCCACUGACAGCCACUCCAGGAACUUGAACUCCAGGGGCAGAGCCAGUGAAUCACCGGACCUCCAGCACCUGCAGGCAGCUUGGAAGUUUCUUCCCCGAGUGGAGCUUCGACCCACCCACUCCAGGAACCCAGAGCCACAUUAGAAGUUCCUGAGGGCUGGGGGACACUGCUGGGCACACUCUCCAGCUCAGUAAACCAUCAGUCCCAGAAGCAAAGGUCACACAGCCCCUGACCUCCCUCACCAAUGGAGGCUGGGUACUGCUGGCCACCCCAAAAGGGCUCUGUCCUGGGAGUCUGGUGUGUCUCCUACAUGCAAUUUCCACGGACCCAGCUCUGUGGAGGGCAUGACUGCUGGCCAGAAGCUAGUGGUCCUGGGGCCCUAUGGUUCGACUGAGUCCACACUCCUCUGGAGCCUGGCUGGCCUCUGCAAACAAACAUAAUUUUGGGGACCUUCCUUCCUGUUUCUUCCCACCCUGUCUUCUCCCCUAGGUGGUUCCUGAGCCCCCACUCCCAAUCCCAGUGCUACACCUGAGGUUCUGGAGUUCAGAAUCUGACAGCCUCUCCCCCAUUCUGUGUGUGGGAGGGGACAGAGGGAACCAUUUAAGAAAAGAUACCAAAGUAGAAGUCAAAAGAAAGACAUGUUGGCUAUAGGCGUGGUGGCUCAUGCCUAUAAUCCCAGCACUUUGGGAAGCCGGGGUAGGAGUAUCACUAGAGGCCAGGAGGUCCACACCAGCCUGGGCAACAUAGCAAGACACCGCAUCUACAGAAAAAUUUUAAAAUUAGCUGGGCGUGGUGGUGUGUACCUGUAGGCCUAGCUGCUUAGGAGGCUGAAGCAGGAGGAUCACUUGAGCCUGAGUUCAACACUGCAGUGAGCUAUGGUGGCACCACUGCACUCCAGCCUGGGUGACAGAGCAAGACCCUGUCUCUAAAAUAAAUUUUAAAAAGACAUAUUA
Molecule: messenger RNA, 4053 nt
Organism: Gorilla gorilla gorilla (western lowland gorilla)
Lineage: Eukaryota; Metazoa; Chordata; Mammalia; Primates; Hominidae
Gene: ADAM33
Product: ADAM metallopeptidase domain 33
Exons: 20
Coding region: 200-3061 (953 amino acids)
Biological process (GO): proteolysis
Molecular function (GO): metalloendopeptidase activity
Source: RefSeq, a predicted model, not a curated record